Messenger RNA from Exaiptasia diaphana, 2616 nucleotides. RefSeq names its product sodium channel and clathrin linker 1. Lineage: Eukaryota; Metazoa; Cnidaria; Anthozoa; Actiniaria; Aiptasiidae. The record is from RefSeq and is a predicted model, not a curated record. Gene Ontology annotation, cellular component: centriole; centrosome. The transcript is spliced from 25 exons. Gene Ontology annotation, biological process: centrosome cycle; clustering of voltage-gated sodium channels; cilium assembly. The coding region runs from base 81 to 2372 and encodes 763 amino acids.
AAUUGCAGGCAUUGGGUCAUGGCGUCGUAGCGUCCUUUUUCCCAGAUGAAUUUUUUUUUACCCCUUUCUAUCAGAACAUCAUGAAUUCUUCCUCCCUAAAUGACGAGAGUUAUGCGAAUUUCCUGCAAGAUCAAGUGAGAAGACUGAAUGCAAUUUUAAGUGAAUACCAGAAGAAAUAUCUUCCUGUAAAAGAGCCAAAAAUUAAGAACCAGGAACCUCUUCCACCAUGGAUUACAAAUCAAAGCAUUGUCUCCCCUAUGAUUGCUGAAUAUGAUGAUAUUAUCAAGAAAUUACAAGAUCAGCUAAGAUUCCAAAAGGAUAAUCUCAUUCAGUUAAAACAAAGAACUGAYAGAGUGGUACAAGAAAAUGCAGGGCUUCACGAGCAACUACGGCGAAGUAUUGAAAGCCAGAUGGAGGUACUGAAGAGAGGAGAAGGAUCUGAGCUGGACAAACAGAUGAUUGAAAAAAUGCAAUACCAGUUGGACUUAAUCAUUAAGGAAAAAGACAGCUACAUUGAAAUGUGGGAAACUGCAACUAGAGAACUAGAGAAGCUGCAGGACAUUGAUAGGGAGAGAACAUCUGAAAUUAGACUUAAAAGCAAACAAGUGGCAUCUUUACAGAGCGAUUUAAAGAAAGCAAGACACUUAGCUGAAAGUCUCCAGUUUGAGAUCAAAAAGAUGAAAAUGGAAUAUGAUAAAUUUUUAUCUACAGCACAAACUCAAGACCAGGAAAUAGAUAGCACAAGAAUAGAAUUGAGAAAAUGUAAAGCGGACUUAAAAGCAAGCAAAAGUCAAGUUGAUGAAUUCAGGAAAAAUGUAGAACUUCUAGAAAAGCAACUGAUACCAAAGAAUUCUGAAAAGAAUAUUGAGAAAGGGAAUGCUCCUAAUGAUGUUCAAAUAGAAGAACUGCAGACAUUUGCCUUUGAGCUUGAAACUAGACUGAGUUCAAUGAUCAAAGAAGUUGGAAAACUGAACUCCGAGAAGAAUAACCUCGAAGAACAACUGGAAACUCUUCAAACACGGAACCUUGAAAUGGAGAAGCGUGAAUUUGAGGCAAUAUCACAUGUGAGAGAUAGUGUUCAGAUGGUAGAGAAUGCAAUAUUAGAACGUGAUCAGGCGUUACUUCGAGAGCAACAAAAAAGUCAAGAAGCAAGUCGACUACAGGACGUCAUAAAUAAGUUGCUAAAAGAGGCUGGCAAAAGAACAAAAGACGAGGUCGACUCUAUCAGAAAUCAGUGCAAUAAGAAUUUACAGAAACUAAUGGAAGAAAUACAAUAUCUUGAAGUGGAGGGUGCGGAGAAACAGGCUCAGCUGGAGCGAGCAAUGAGAGAGAAAUCUGCUGUUGAGCAAGAGUUGGAGAAGGUUUACCGAGAAGGUCCGUCUGAAAUAGAACGGGUUGGUUUAACGUUUGAAGAACUCCAGAAAAGAAUAGGAGCAGCCGAGAGAGCCAGAGACGAGGCGUCGAUAUCCAAUGACAACCUUAGCGCUGCAAUCAAAAGACUAGAAAACAAACAUGAACAAGAGAAAGCACAGGUAAAUAACGAGAAUGAAGAGCUGAGAAARAGGAUAAACAAGCUAGAAAAGGAAUCCGAAGAGAUGUCCGGAAAUAGGUUACAUUUAGUUGAUGAAAUUGAUAAACUCAAAAGGGAGGUCCUAGCAGCGAAACAAGGACGAGAAGCUGCCGAGCACGAGCGAGAGACCGAGGUAGCAGCUCAGAAAAAGAAGUUUGAACUGAAGGAAAAAGAUUUUGACUUAAAACUACGGAGUGUYGAGGAGAUGAAUCGUAAAUCUAUAAACGAUCUCAGAGAUAUGUUAAACACACAGCAAAAAAUAGGAAUCCAAUGGAAAGAAGAGACUAAAUCUUUGACAGAAAGAUUUGAGAAAACCGUCAGUGAAUUAAGACAGCAAGUAUCCACGCAAAAAAAACGAAACGAAGAGCUUAAUAACUGUCUCGUAGACGAGCGUCAACAGGCAACACAAACAAAGAAAAAACUCACUGCGGCAAAAGAGAACAUCARUAAAUUACAAAAAAUGGCAGCCGACGCAGAAACCAGGUCCGAGGCAGCCAGUGCGCAGGUAUCAACACUGCUCAGUCGAGAACAUCAGCUUUUACAAGAACGGAAAUUACUAAAUCGAGAAUUGGAGAAACUUAAGCUUGAAAGGAGUCGGCCUGGUAAUGGCCACAGCACUCGUGAACCUCAACAACGAUACACAAAUUUACUAACCAAUGGUAUCAACGGCGCGCCUUCCCGUGAUCCACCAGUGCGUCUGGACUUAAUGUCACCUCGCAACGUAGGGCUCUAUGGAGAUUUGGAUGGGUUUGAAAGACGACCAAUAGAAGAUGGUUAUUCUUAUAACAGAUUUAUUUUAUGAUAUCAGUUGGAUUUAGGAAUGUAAUAGUGUGCUUCAUUAUCAGACAAAGCGAACUUGGUUUUGUACCGCCAAAUAGGUUUUUUUAACAAUGAUCUACAACGCUAUGGUAUUCUUCUUAAAUUCAAGAUAUUUCUCUUCCCUUUCACACAAAUUCAGGAUCGAAAUUAAUGAAUACUCUCGUUCGUAAAGUUGUAUAAAAAUUGGAUUUGUAUUAAAGUACUCAAUGUGAGUGAGCAAAACUUUA